AUGCGCAUUCGCUUCCUCACCCACUCUCUCCCCUGCUUCCUCUGCCUGCUUGCCUCGGGGGAGCUUGCUCCUCGCUUUGCUGACAUCGCCUGUUCAUUCCGUAAAAUAAUAAAGAACUCUAUCGUUAGCCUGGAAAAAAAAACUCAUCGUAGACAGAGACAGAAUAAAGACAGUGCUACAAAACUGGAACGGGUGUAUGUGGUGUCUCCCCCGCUGGAAGCAAGCGAGCACAGACGUCUAGACAGUGAGGGGAAAGAAAAGAAGGGACAGUCGGUCAGGUCAGGCUAUUCGUCCAAUGUGUGUACAGUACACACGGCAUAUGUCGUUACUCUAUCUAAGCCAAGGUGGAAGUAUUUCUCCCUGACGAGGUACAUGUAUGGACAUUAUAUGAUUCCAGCUCGAUGGCACGUACUGCGAGGCGUUGGAGGCGUAUGCAACAUUAGCGCGCCUCCAUGA
Messenger RNA from Rasamsonia emersonii CBS 393.64, 456 nucleotides. RefSeq lists its product as uncharacterized. The record is from RefSeq and is a predicted model, not a curated record. Lineage: Eukaryota; Fungi; Ascomycota; Eurotiomycetes; Eurotiales; Trichocomaceae. Bases 1 to 456 code for a protein of 151 amino acids. The transcript has 5 exons.